UGAUUGUGAGGCGAUCGGUAUUUCCUAUCAUCCUAGUUGAGUAUUUCUCUCUCAGUAUCUGCUACGAUCGAAUUAAUUUGUCAGCAACAGAUCAGCAACGAUGUUUUAUUGCCGCUUAAUGCCAGUGAUAUUAGUUAUAUCGACGAUAUCGUUGUUCCAAAAUUCGCUUCAAUCUUCAUCGAAACAAUAUCAAAUUCCUAAUUUGAGGGGCAACUGGUUCAAAGCGUUCGAGUUCUGCAGAUCGAUCGGGAUGCAACUCGUCACAAUUCGAUCCCGAGCCGAGAAUGACGCCGUGGCUAAGUACAUACAAAGCACAGAUAAGUACAAUGACGUAUCUAGUUCAUUCUGGCUAGGAGGAAGUGAUCUGGCCGAAGAGGGAACUUUCUCGUGGAUGCCAACGGGCCAGCUGGUAACGUUCUCCAACUGGUCGCCGGGGGAACCAAAUAACGCGUUCCAGACGGAACAUUGCAUACAGCUGGUCUACAUUCCACGCUUUGAGCAAAGGUGGACAUGGAACGAUAACAACUGUACAACGUCAUACAUGUACUUCAUUUGUGAGACCGCCUCGCAAGAUUGUAUAAAGGAGUUUUAAACUAAUGUUUUUUCUCUGGAAAGACCCUGAAAAUACCAGCGGUAACGAUUAAUAAUCACAUAGUGGGAUUAUUUGAGCGAUCGAAAAAUAAACAAGGAGCAUGUAGUUGAUCAACUAUCUAAUUUGUUUACUAGAUCAAGCUGAGAUUAUGAACAUGCCUCUCAAUACUCUCCGUUCGGUUCAUCAUAAACUAGUAUGCAGAAAAACACAGGAAUUCGAAUAAAUCGUCACAUGAAAUCUUUACCAUUUACUGGCCAGCAAAUACUAGUGUGAAUUAUACAAAAGAUAUUUUGCCAAAUUUGGGAUUAUUAGGUACAAUAGUUAAUAAAGCAUUUAUUAGGACUUUAUCCUUAUUUUUAAGAGUACUUAAAACGAUUUGGAAUAACUUUUGAAAGGUACAAACAGUUUUGAAAUUUAUCACCAAAUAGCUGAGCUAAGUCACUGCAAAUUUGCAAUCGGUUGCCGGUUUGGGUCUUUCGAUUCGGAACGACAUUUUUUUCUCAAAUAUUAGUAACUUUAAAUAUCAGUAGACUUCUAAUAUUUGGCUGAAAUUUGUCACCCUUCAUCAAUAAACUAAACUAUGAUAAAGCCUCAACAAUAAACUUGAAAAAGUUAUCCAAUA
Toxorhynchites rutilus septentrionalis is the source of this 1214-nucleotide messenger RNA. RefSeq names its product C-type lectin 37Da-like. Lineage: Eukaryota; Metazoa; Arthropoda; Insecta; Diptera; Culicidae. Gene Ontology annotation, molecular function: signaling receptor activity. The record is from RefSeq and is a predicted model, not a curated record. The transcript has 2 exons. The coding region runs from base 101 to 592 and encodes 163 amino acids.